GGUGACAAAAAAGUUUAAAAAACAUGAGUGAAAAUAGAGCGUACGGGUCGCAGCACGGAGCUGGAUACCUUCCAUCUCCUUCGAACGAGGAUACUGACGAUGCUGAUGAUGAUUAUCCACCGCCUCGUCCGCCCGAACCAAUGGAACAUCGUGCCAGAGUUUGUGCAGAGGAUGGUUGUUCCUUGUGUGUAAUUUGUGGUCGCCCAGUGGACCAAAACAUGGAAUGGAGUCACGCUCACAGCGUGGUCGAUUCUGAUGAAGAAGAAGACUUCAACGAAUUUCGUUAUAAUGAGCCUUCUGACAAUCCGCAGCCUGCGCCUCCUGUUGAGAUCAACCUUAGCAUAUCAGCUGGUGGAUCGCCCAUAACUAUAGGAAUUUCAGGUGGCCAGUUUACAUCCAAUCAAGGACCAAUUUCAUUCAAUGUGGGCAAUCGCAAUUCACCUAACGUCAUUGUACAGAUUCAGCCCAAUGGUACUACUGUUGUUCCAGAACAAGCACCACCCAACGCAAGUGGAGAGUUCGUGCCCCCCAAUUAUGAAAGCGUCUUGCGGUGCCCCAUCUGCUUUCGCUCUGCCAUCAAUCCUCGUGCCACUUCAUGUGGCCAUCUCUUCUGCGAACCCUGUCUGCGUCGUGCCCUCAGCACCCGUUGCAUUUGCCCCGUUUGCGGAGUUGCUCAGGAAUAUCACAAUACCCUACCAGUUUUUCCCUGAACAAUUAUCAAUAAAUUAUCUCGAGAAAGGUCAGGCUAAUAAAAUGUUGAGGAAAUGACAGGGCAGAGAGAACUUGCCAGAAGAUCGAAAUUGUGUAUUAAGCAUAUUAA
Drosophila eugracilis is the source of this 820-nucleotide messenger RNA. RefSeq lists its product as uncharacterized. The coding region runs from base 24 to 710 and encodes 228 amino acids. The transcript has 4 exons. The record is from RefSeq and is a predicted model, not a curated record. Lineage: Eukaryota; Metazoa; Arthropoda; Insecta; Diptera; Drosophilidae.